Cyclopterus lumpus (lumpfish) is the source of this 2621-nucleotide messenger RNA. RefSeq names its product Ras-related GTP binding Cb (gene rragcb). Gene Ontology annotation, molecular function: GTPase activity; GTP binding. The transcript is spliced from 7 exons. Gene Ontology annotation, cellular component: Gtr1-Gtr2 GTPase complex; nucleus; lysosome. The record is from RefSeq and is a predicted model, not a curated record. Gene Ontology annotation, biological process: regulation of autophagy; positive regulation of TOR signaling; cellular response to amino acid stimulus. The coding region runs from base 585 to 1718 and encodes 377 amino acids. NCBI's taxonomy places the organism in Eukaryota, Metazoa, Chordata, Actinopteri, Perciformes, Cyclopteridae.
AGGAGGGGGACAUGAAAGACAUGCAGUCUCAGAUUCGUGCUCUGGAUAAUGUUCAAAUCAAAUUAAUAUUAAGAAAGUAGGCACAUGAAGUCUAAUUCAUGUUCAAAAACAGCAUACCGGUAACGUUGAAUGUCCAAAAAACACCACUCACUGUUUGUGUUCUUCCGGCUUCUGUUUCGUUUGGCGGUUUGUCACAUGACUGCGCUUUGAUCCGACAGCCAAUCAGAUUCAAGAGGCGGUCACGUCUGACUCGGGACUCGCCUUGUUGUCGUAGAUAACGAGCUAAUGUGUGUGUUUGCUGGUCUGAAGUAACACCUUCACGACAUUGUGCUUAGUUAACCUCUCGGUAUCUUUUAUCUUGAACCCCGUGCGGACACGUCGCGGCAUCACGUGGACCUUUAAACAUGUUAACAACCUACAGCUGCGAGCUAAGUAGCUAGCCAUGCUAGCUCCUGGUGGACAUAACCAACAUUCCUGCGAGGAUUAUUUAGACACUUAGAGGGAAGUAAACAAAAACAACAACCCGGAAGGCUUUAAAGGUGAGUGUGACUACAUUACAGUGACAGUGGUGGUUAAAGGGCAGGAUGUCAAUUCAGUACGAGGAGCCCGCGUUGGCAGGGAGUUACGAUGCCGUGGGGUCAUUUCCUAAAAGUUUCGGCUACGGGGUGGAGGAGCCAGACAUGGAAGAGAGCUCCGCGUCAGCUGACAAACCGAGGAUCCUGCUGAUGGGACUGAGACGCAGCGGGAAGUCUUCUAUUCAGAAGGUGGUUUUCCACAAGAUGUCCCCCAAUGAAACACUGUUUCUUGAGAGCACAAACAAAAUCUACAAGGACGACAUCUCCAGCACCUCCUUCGUCAACUUCCAGAUCUGGGACUUUCCUGGCCAGGUGGACUUCUUCGACCCCUCCUUUGACAGCGAGAUGAUCUUCAACGGGACCGGUGCUUUGAUCUUUGUCAUCGACGCUCAGGAUGACUACGUCGAGGCCCUCGGCCGGUUACAUCUCACCGUGUCCAGAGCCUACAGAGUGAAUCCAGAUAUCAACUUCGAGGUGUUUAUCCAUAAAGUAGACGGUUUGUCCGACGACCACAAAAUCGAGACGCAAAGAGACAUCCACCAGAGAGCCAACGACGAUCUGGCAGACGCCGGCCUGGAGAAGCUUCACCUUAGCUUCUACCUAACCAGCAUCUACGACCACUCCAUCUUCGAGGCCUUCAGUAAAGUCGUCCAGAAGCUCAUUCCUCAGUUGCCGACGUUGGAGAACCUUUUGAACCUUUUCAUAUCGCACUCGGGGAUCGAGAAAGCCUUCCUGUUCGACGUCGUCAGCAAGAUUUACAUCGCCACAGACAGCUCUCCUGUGGACAUGCAGUCCUACGAACUCUGCUGCGACAUGAUCGACGUCGUCAUCGACGUCUCCUGCAUUUACGGGCUGAUGGAGGACGGCGGUGGCUGCGCCUACGACAAGGAGUCCAUGGCCAUCAUCAAGCUCAACAACACCACGGUGCUUUAUUUGAAGGAGGUCACAAAGUUCCUCGCUCUUGUCUGCAUCCUCAGAGAGGAGAGCUUUGAGAGGAAAGGUCUGAUAGAGUAUAACUUCCACUGUUUCCGAAAAGCCAUCCACGAAGUGUUUGAAGUUGGCACCCCGCCACAAGACGCCCGCUUCCCCAGAAACAACCCGUUGGGCCUGAAGUACGGCGCGCUGAAUGGAAGCGCUGUCUGAAGGGCAGUCGCCGUGCGGAAUUCUUCAAUCUACCUGGAGAGUGGCGAGAUCACAUGGAAACACACACACACACACACACACACACACACACACACACACACACACACACACACACACACACACUCCCCUCCUGUCAAACACAAGUUGCCUGACUGUGCAACUGAAUGUAAAUCAGUAACAACUGAUGAACUGAGCUUACGCCAAAAAACAAAAUAGUGGUUCCUUCUUUCUGCACAUUUAUUGGUAUUGAAAUGUCAGCUGUGUUUACCUUAUUAGCUAGUUACUUAUGUGCACUCUGCAAUUUAAAAAAAAAAAAAUAUAUAUAUAUAUAUAUAUAUACACACACAUACACACACGCGUAAGAGUCUUCUGAUCCAGUUCAAGCACUUAUCGUCAAUAUGAACAAAAAGCUCCGUUGACUGAAGCUCAAAACUGAAUUUCCACAAACUAAAAUUAACAGUGUGAACUUGUUUCACGUUCCUGCUCAUUAAACGCUGAAACAUUGCAUGCUGUAAGUGGCUCUAAUGGCAAGUAUGAUAAAAGAAACCACAGUGUUUGUUCUACUGUGUGUUUUCUGUUGAUAAUGAAUCAUGUGAGCAGCAGCCGGAGCUCUGCUCAGGAUCCCCGUCAGACCAGUACUGUGCCAGUUCCACCAUUAGCGCCUCGGUUUAAUAACAGCACGUUGGUCUUAAUGGAGUCUGGACAUAACAGAUGAUGCACGACGUCUGCCGACGCUCGACUUUUUGUUGCUCGUGAUGACCGCUUUGACCAAAUUCACUCCGCAGGGAUUCAGUUUGUAGCGGUUUGUUUUUUGCUUUUGGGUACAGGCCGUGAAUAAUAUUUCCGAGAUUUGUAAUUAUUGUACAUAAUUCUUUAAUAAAAUAUGUUUCUUAUUUUUCUGAA